AUGUAGGGAAAAGCAAAAAAAGGAUAACGGAAAGCAAAGGCAGGUCAUUCAUUCCGUUAAGAGCUCAGUGAAAAGUAAAAGAAGGAUAUUAAGGAAGCUUUUGACUUAUUCGAUGUCGAUGGAUCAGGUUGCACUAUUGAUGAGAAAGAAUUAAAAGUUGCCUUGCGUGCUUUAGGCUUCGAACCAGGCAAGGAAGAAAUCUAAAACCUCAAAUAAAACCUCAACAACAACAAUGAUUCAAAGGAAAAUAAAAACACUAUUGAUUUCAAUGAGUUUCUUUAGAUAAUGACAGAGAAGAUGAAUGCCAAGGAAUCUCAAGAAGAAAUAGAAAGGGCUUUUCAUCUAUUUUCUCAGGGCAAUGACAAUUUCAUUACUUUUGAAAACUUAAAAAAAGUAGCUCUUGAAUUAGGAGAAACCAUGUCAGAUGAUGAAUUAAAGUUAAUGAUUCAAGAAGCGAAUAGCAAAAACCCAAGUUAAGGGUAUGUGACAAAGGAUUAAUUUUACGAUGUAUUAUCUAGAGCAACUAAUUAAUGA
This is a messenger RNA of Paramecium tetraurelia, 534 nucleotides long. RefSeq lists its product as uncharacterized. Gene Ontology annotation, molecular function: calcium ion binding. The transcript is spliced from 4 exons. The record is from RefSeq and is a predicted model, not a curated record. Gene Ontology annotation, cellular component: myosin II complex. NCBI's taxonomy places the organism in Eukaryota, Ciliophora, Oligohymenophorea, Peniculida, Parameciidae.